Cebus imitator (Panamanian white-faced capuchin) is the source of this 2676-nucleotide messenger RNA. Its product is annotated as olfactory receptor 6T1. The coding region runs from base 917 to 1888 and encodes 323 amino acids. Lineage: Eukaryota; Metazoa; Chordata; Mammalia; Primates; Cebidae. Gene Ontology annotation, cellular component: membrane. Gene Ontology annotation, biological process: G protein-coupled receptor signaling pathway. The transcript has a single exon. Gene Ontology annotation, molecular function: olfactory receptor activity; G protein-coupled receptor activity. The record is from RefSeq and is a predicted model, not a curated record.
CAGGAUGCCAAACCUAUCUCCAAAUUAAGGCAAAAGUUGAGAAGGCAAGUUGAUACAUACCAUCUCCUUUGAGACCAUUUCCCCUGAUUCCCCAUCUUAUACUAUUAGAAUGUUGAGUGAACUGAAGCUGAGAUAAACUAGUAAGCAUUGCACUAGGAAGAGGGAUUUCUAGCAUUCUACAGGAGUCUAGGUCAGGGUCGGGGGCAGAAAAAUAAUACGUUAUGACAGCAUUGGGGUUUUGCCAGUCUGGUCUUAUUUGGCUUCCUGGCUGACUAUCGCAAAUUAAAUCUCUAAGGAUACCGAAAGCCCAGAUUUUUUAAUUCUGUUAUUUUAUGUCAAGACAGGACACAGAAGGACCAUAAACACUAAAACAAGAGUUCUUAAUACCAGUAAAAUUUGUUCAUGGUGCAUUUUUUACGUAAAGUCUUCUCUGACCCUUCUACUCCUCUGGAUUCCUCUAAGGCCACAAUACUCGCAUGGUUCUCUGUCUGAGCACAACAGUGUCAGCAGCAUGUGUUGGAGUCACAGAAGCUCGGUAUGAAAUCCUGCCUCUACCACCUGUUUCAUACCUGAUAAUAGAAUAGUCACUUAAACUCCCUUUGUCAUCCUUUUCUUAUCUCUGAAAACAGUAAAACCUAGUUUUAAGAGUUUUAAUGUUUUACUGGGAGAAGAGAUACUGUGCACAGUGUAAAUUUUCAGAUACAGAAUUGGAUGUUCAAUGUUGCCAUGCUGCUUACUAUUGUAAUUUGUUUCUCUCUUUGUAAGUCACUUGCAGACCAAAAUAUAGAUCAACAUAUUCUCAGAAUGUAAGGAAGUGAUGGGUAUUCAAUAUUAUUUUACCACUUGGUUAAAUGACGAUUGGUAGCUAUAGAUGAGUUACAGAGUUCUGUUUCAUUUCUCCUGCAGGUGACUGAAGAUGAGCCCUGAAAACUGGACUCAGGUAACAAGCUUUGUCCUACUGGGUUUCCCCAGUAACCAUCUCCUACAGUUCCUGGUGUUCCUGGGGUUAAUGGCGACGUAUAUUGUAACAGCCACAGGCAACCUGUUAAUUACUGUGCUCAGCUGGACCAACCGACGCCUGCACACACAGAUGUACUUCUUUCUGUGGAAUUUAUCCUUCCUGGAGCUGUUGCUGGUAACUGUUGUAGUUCCCAAGAUGCUUGUCGUCAUCCUGACGGGGAAUCACACCAUCUCAUUUGUCAGCUGCAUCAUCCAGUCCUACCUCUACUUCCUUCUAGGCACCACCGACUUCUUCCUCUUGGCCGUCAUGUCUCUGGAUCGUUACCUGGCAAUCUGCCGACCACUCCACUAUGAGACCCUGAUGAGUGGCCAUGUCUGUUUCCAGCUAGUGCUGGCCUCCUGGCUAGCUGGAUUCCUCUGGGUCCUUUGCCCCACUGUCCUCAUGGCCAGCCUGCCUUUCUGUGGCCCCAAUGGUAUUGACCACUUCUUCUGUGACAGCUGGCCCUUGCUCAGGCUCUCUUGUGGGGACACCCAUCUGCUGGAACAGGUGGCUUUCGUGCUUUCUACGUCAGUGUUACUGGGCUCGCUGGCUCUGACCUCAGUUUCCUAUGCCUGCAUUCUUGUCACUGUCCUUGGGGCCCCCACAGCUGCUGGGCGAAGGAAAGCAUUCUCCACUUGCGCCUCGCAUCUUACAGUGGUGAUCAUCGUCUAUGGCAGUUCCAUGUUUCUCUACAUUCGUAUGUCAGAGGCUCAGUCCAAACUGCUCAACAAAGGUGUUGCCGUCCUAAGCUGCAUCAUCACACCCCUCCUCAACCCAUUCAUCUUCACUCUCCGCAAUGACAAGGUGCAGCAAGCACUGAGAGACACCCUGGGGUGGCUCAGGCUCACUGCUGUGAGGAAACUGAGGGUCACGAGUCAAAGGAAAUGAUAAAUGGGAGAUUAAAUGCUUAUUGAAAAUGUUUUAAAUGUGCAAGAAGUUUAAAGAACAUAAGCAACAGUGUGCACUUUUCUCAGCUAAUGAACAGUCUUUGUAAAUAUACAAUAUGAAAUAUGGUGGUUAACCUUCAUUUUCCCUCCCUACAGCCUUUCUUCCUUGUGCCUCCUCCUCCCCACAUAGACGGCUGAUCCAAUUGGUCAAAUUGCUUUCAAGAUAGAAUCCCUGGAUUGGAGAACAUGUGUGAGCACGUGACGUCCAUACAGGGAGGCUCCUUCUCUUUCUCCUCAUAUGUACGCUUAAACACUUUUCUUUCUGCAUCAGUCUCCUGUGUCAUGUAGUCAAUCAGAAGAUGCUGAAAUAUGGAGAUUCAGAUUUGGAGCUCAGUGAGGAGUAAGAGGCCCUCUGAGGGCUUCCAACUAGAUUGGGUAUUGCAAAUAAAAUUAAGCAGAACCUCUGUAUUAUUAGAAAAUCCAAUUCUGGCUGCAGUAAUAAAUGAUUCUCUGAUUUGCAUUUGUUAUUGCACCUUAUAUGACUAGCGGCUCCUAUAGGAAUCUCAUAAAGGAAGAAUGUUAAGACCAGUUAAAUAUUUGGAUAGCCCUCAUUCCCAAGUCAAACUCUACUAACAGACUUCAAAUAUGGCAACACUCAUUUAAUCAUUCCUUUAAGAAAUAUUAUUAGACAUCGAGUAUGUUUCAGGCACUGUCCCAGGCAAUGCUCCAACUAGGUUGAGCCAAGGGAGAUGUCUACAGAACAAAUUUUAAAGAGACAUGCACUUUGAG